GAAAGCGAGAGCUCACGAAAGCGAGGCGAGGAGGAAUCCCACAAUACCAGGCGGGUUGCGAGCCAGGCGCUGCCGCUGUCUCUUUAAUGCAAGAGGAAGCGAUGCGGAGGGGUGGAAAAUGGCAGAGUUGCAGAUGUUGCUAGAGGAGGAAAUCCCUUCUGGCAAGCGGGCUCUGCUCGAGAGCUACCAGAACCUCACUCGAGUCGCCGACUACUGCGAAAACAACUACAUUCAGGCUCCAGAUAAAAGGAAAGCAUUAGAAGAGACCAAAGCCUACACAACUCAAUCUCUAGCCAGCGUUGCGUAUCAAAUCAAUGCACUGGCCAACAAUGUGUUACAACUGCUGGACAUCCAAGCAUCCCAGCUACGGAGGAUGGAGUCCUCCAUCAACCAUAUCUCCCAGACUGUGGACAUCCACAAAGAGAAGGUGGCUCGCAGAGAGAUAGGCAUUCUGACCACCAACAAGAACACGUCGAGAACCCACAAAAUCAUCGCGCCGGCGAACAUGGAGCGCCCUGUAAGGUACAUUCGAAAGCCUAUAGACUACACGGUGCUGGAUGAUGUUGGCCACGGCGUAAAGUGGCUAAAAGCCAAGCAUGGAAAUAACCAGCCUGCAAGAACUGGCACCUUGUCAAGAACAAAUCCGCCUACACAAAAACCACCAAGUCCUCCCAUGUCAGGCCGGGGAACUCUGGGGCGAAAUACUCCUUACAAAACCCUCGAGCCAGUCAAACCACCAACAGUCCCCAAUGAUUACAUGACCAGUCCUGCCAGACUGGGCAGCCAGCACAGUCCAGGAAGGACAGCUUCCUUGAACCAGAGACCAAGAACACACAGCGGCAGUAGCGGCGGAAGCGGCAGUCGAGAGAACAGUGGCAGCAGCAGUAUUGGCAUUCCCAUCGCCGUGCCUACGCCUUCACCGCCAACCAUCGGACCAGCACACAUUUCUGUUCCUCCUCCUCCUGGAGCCCCGCCAGCACCACCACUGCCACCACCUCUCCCGAUGGGCAGUCUGAUAGCUGCUCCAGGCUCAGCUCCUGUUUCCCAGUAUGGCACAAUGACCAGGCAAAUCUCGCGACACAACUCUACCACUUCUUCAGCAUCUUCUGGUGGAUACAGACGGAACCCUUCUGUGACUGCCCCAUUUUCUGCUCAACCUCAUGUUAAUGGCGGGCCUCUUUAUUCUCAAAAUUCAAUUUCUAUUGCUCCACCCCCUCCCCCUAUGCCUCAGUUGACUCCACAGAUACCUCUCACAGGCUUCGUGGCCAGGGUGCAGGAAAACAUUGCUGAUAGCCCGACUCCUCCCCCACCACCGCCUCCCGACGAGAUGCCAAUGUUUGAUGACUCUCCUCCUCCUCCACCCCCACCCCCCGUGGAUUACGAGGAUGAGGAGGCUGCUGUUGUGCAGUACAGCGAUCCCUAUGCAGAUGGAGAUCCUGCCUGGGCACCUAAAAACUACAUAGAGAAAGUGGUUGCCAUCUACGACUACACGAAGGACAAGGACGACGAGCUGUCCUUCAUGGAGGGCGCCAUCAUCUACGUCAUCAAGAAGAACGACGACGGCUGGUAUGAAGGAGUCUGCAACCGAGUCACCGGCUUGUUUCCCGGCAACUACGUGGAGUCAAUCAUGCACUAUGCUGAUUAAACCCUUCUGCUUUCCAGCGUCAGGUCUUGCAUUCAGUCCUACCACGGUUCUGUACGAGGGGCAACUAAAAGCUAACAGAAUUGUCCUAACAGCCUUUGCCAGCGAGCCUGCCCCUUCCCUGAACUGAUGGGACUGCAUGUCCACCUCCGAGUCUCUGGGGACCAGGACCUCUGACCUGAUGGCAAUUUGUAAAACAAGCAACUGUCUAUAACUGGUUAUACUUAUUUACUUCUGCAUUGUUAAUUUUAUGACCAGCCCUAAAAAUAUUCUUGGGGGGGGGGGAGGGGGAGUAGGGUAUAAUAUUUAAUGAACCAUGAUCAGAUUGUGCCAUUACAUUUUUCCAGUGCAGCAUGGUAAACUAACACUACGUUAGACUAACACAUUAAAAUCUGGAUGAGAUGUUUUUAAUGUUAGUGCUGGUCAUAAUUCCUUUUCUUUCUAUUUUCCUUUUUGUUUUUUUGGGGGUGGGGUGGUGUUUUGUUUUGUUUUAGACUCUUUUUGCUCAUUCUUGAACUCUUUUAUUUGUUUAAAAGCAUGCAUACAGACUUACGUAUUGAAAUAUACUUUUUGGUUUGUUUUGUUUUCAUUUUAAAAUCCAAGAUGCUUCCAAAUUGUUGUAAUCUUUACCUGGAGUAUUCUCACUAAAGUCUAUUACAAUGAGUUGUUUGGGGGUCUAAAGGUGUCCAUGUGAAUCAAAAAGAAGGAAAAAAAAACAACAAAACAACAAAAAAAAAGGGUGGUCUUCUGUAUGUGUAAUUUGUACCCGAGUUUUUUUAAUGAGUAAAUUUACAUUAUGACUUUUUUUCCAUUCAUAAAUAUAUAAGUGAACCAAA
Pogoniulus pusillus (Red-fronted tinkerbird) is the source of this 2478-nucleotide messenger RNA. RefSeq names its product abl interactor 1 (gene ABI1). Gene Ontology annotation, cellular component: actin-based cell projection; SCAR complex; lamellipodium. The transcript has 12 exons. Gene Ontology annotation, molecular function: SH3 domain binding; signaling adaptor activity. Bases 119 to 1645 code for a protein of 508 amino acids. Lineage: Eukaryota; Metazoa; Chordata; Aves; Piciformes; Lybiidae. The record is from RefSeq and is a predicted model, not a curated record. Gene Ontology annotation, biological process: neuron migration; regulation of cell migration.